Molecule: messenger RNA, 1939 nt
Organism: Topomyia yanbarensis
Lineage: Eukaryota; Metazoa; Arthropoda; Insecta; Diptera; Culicidae
Product: dehydrogenase/reductase SDR family member 7-like
Exons: 6
Coding region: 495-1463 (322 amino acids)
Molecular function (GO): oxidoreductase activity
Source: RefSeq, a predicted model, not a curated record
UCGCCAUUGACAUUAGCCGUGAUUUCUCAGGUACGAACGAUUCUCUCUGGCUCUCUGUGAUUUCCUUAUGGCAUCCGAACUCUGUACACCGAAGUACAAUUAGAUAAAUCUUCGAUUGUAGGUAGGAUUCAUAUCGAACGCUGUUUUUGGUUGCAUUUCCGAUGAAAGUGACACAGUGGACUAUGUGAACAAAACUUAGUGUCAAUAUACAAACGGCAGAGAGGUGUGUUCGAAGCGUAUACACGUACGACUGCUUUAGUACGCAUACGUAUUUGUUUGCCUACGCAUCAGCCUGUGUAUAAAGUUAGCCAGUAGAGUGUAGCAUAUCGCUGUCGAUAGUAUUGUUUCGUUUUGGGUCGGUGAGAACGACGACUUGUCGUCGUUGUAAUCAGCGCAGUAACGUCGCCGUCUGUUUUGUUUCUGGAAUUUCGAUCCGUAACCACUAUACUAGGGGCGUAUGCUUCCGCUGCUGAGCUACUAUCCGGGCCGUAAUCAUGGCAUUUAUCUUAAAUUUCGUCGCCAUCUGUACCAUCCUCUAUUUUCUGGUGCAAAUCGUUCUAUGGCUGAUACUGGAUGCGGACAUUGAACUCUUUCUACUGUCCAAAUUAGGAAGACCGAUCUCUUCAAUGAAGGGAAAGGUAGUUUGGAUUACGGGUGCAUCGAGUGGCAUUGGACGAGAUUUGGCAAUCGCUUUAGCAAGAAAUGGCGUUCGUCUGUGCUUAUCGGCUCGCAAUGUAUCCGAACUGCUAAAGGUCAAGCAAGAUUGUAUAGCGCAGUCCAAUGGCACUCUAGGGCCUAACGAUGUUUACGUCCUACAAAUGGAUAUGCUGGAUAUCAAUCAUCAUAACGAUUACUUCAACAUGGUGAUAGAUCACUUCAAAACUAUCGAUAUUCUGGUCAACAAUGCCGGACGAUCGCAGCGAGCCGAGUGGCACAAUAUCAACGUGAAAGUUGAUCGGGAGUUGUUCGAGUUGGACGUCUUUGCGGUUGUCCAUCUGUCGCGCAUUGCGCUCAACUUUUUCCUGCGUAACUCGAUCAAAGGUCAUCUGGCAGUGACAAGCAGUACAGCCGGUUUGAUUGGGGCUCCCAAUUCCGCCAGCUACACCGGAGCCAAGCAUGCGCUACACGGCUACUUCGAAACGCUCCGCAGCGAACCGCUCGAUGUAAAUAUUACGAUUUUCUGUCCUGGACCAACUGCAACCAAUUUUCUACAGGAGUGUUUUACCGAUACACCGGGAACAAAACACAACCAAGCCGUACGUCCGGAAGACAAACGUAUGACCAGCGAACGAUGUGGCUAUCUGUACGCAAUCGCCCUGGCAAACAAAACCAAACUCAGUUGGGUCGGCAAUUUUCCCAUCAAUCCUAUCCUGUACAUAGGUUGUUACUAUCCGAACAUCAAGAAACUGUUGCUGAAAAUUAUUGGCAUGCGACGCCUACGACAGGUGCGAGAUAGUCGAUAGAAAAGCCAUAGCUACAUCCGUAGCUAGCUACAAUUCCAUUGCAAAGCCAAUUACGCAUCUACAAACACAGCGUUUAUAUGCUAAUUGGUCACACAAGAAGCACAACGUUCGAAAUACAUUCUAUACAAAACAAGUUGUACGUCGUAUUGUACCAAGAAAGCACUUAUGUUUUUUUAUGUUUAGAAGAUUGUUGUUGAUAAUUGUUAGUGAAUAGUUAAUUUAUAAAUAGUGGUACGAUAUAGAACCAAUUGAUUUGCUAAGUAAAUUAUUAACGGAAUAAUUUUCUUUUCUGGUGAAAAGCCACCAUAAGAUAACUUAAAAUUGCAUUUGAACACUAUUUACACCUUUUGAAAAGUAUUUUAAAGUGAACACUACUCCGCAUAACUUCUUCAAGCAACAUAAAACCCGACAUUUUCAGUAUUGUGAAAAUCACAAUACUGCACCAGCUCUUUACUGAAUAAAGCUAUCAAUCGUCA